ACCAUGGAACUCCUGUCACUGGUGCUGGUGCUGCUGGCUGGGACCCUGGCUACCAGCAUCCACCUGCACUGGUGGGACCGUAGCAGUGCCAUCAAGGAGAUUGCACUGGACAUGGCCCCCAACUCCUUCGAUGACCAGUACCUGCGCUGCCACUUCAAAAUGGUGAGGGUGCUGCCAGCACUCAACCGCACGGAGUUUGUCCCCCACGGUGACUACGCCGAGGCCUGGAACAGGGCCGCAGCCAAAUGGGGCAGCCGCCCCUACCUGGGCCGCCCCUUCCUGCUGCAGCUGGAACAGGCCAUCGCCCUCCUGGCCUACACGAUGGAGGAGGGCCUGUACCUGGAGUUCAACAGGGCUGUGCGUGUGGCCGGGCGCUCCCGACGGGAGUACCUGGACACCUUCCACUUCAAGGUGCUGCAUUUCCUGCUGACCGAGGCCCUGAGUGAGCUGCGGGGUGCCCAGGGCCACCCCCACUGCCUCCACGUGUACCGGGGUAUCGAUGGUAUCCGCUUCACCAGCAGGAUCGGACAGAUCAUCCGCUUUGGCCAGUUCGCCUCCGCCUCCUUGCUGAAAAAUGUCAGCGAGUCCUACGGCACCAGAACCACCUUUGAGGUGGACACCUGCCACGGUGCUGACAUCCGGUACUUCUCAAACUACCCCGAGGAGGAGGAGGUCCUCAUCCCACCCUUUGAGACCUUCAAGGUCACCAAUAUCACCCACCAAGGGGACGACAUCUACAUCCACCUCCGCUCCCAUGGCGUGCACAGCAAAUACAACUGCGCGUGGUUCCGAGGCAGAAGUGUCCCCAGAGACCCCCCAGGCCUCACUGGACUCCUCCUGGCAGCGCUGGCAGCUGUCACCAGCAUCCCCUGA
Molecule: messenger RNA, 873 nt
Organism: Corvus hawaiiensis (hawaiian crow)
Lineage: Eukaryota; Metazoa; Chordata; Aves; Passeriformes; Corvidae
Product: NAD(P)(+)--arginine ADP-ribosyltransferase 2-like
Exons: 2
Coding region: 4-873 (289 amino acids)
Molecular function (GO): NAD+-protein-arginine ADP-ribosyltransferase activity; NAD+ poly-ADP-ribosyltransferase activity
Source: RefSeq, a predicted model, not a curated record